Messenger RNA from Nicrophorus vespilloides, 1334 nucleotides. RefSeq names its product aprataxin and PNK-like factor. Gene Ontology annotation, cellular component: site of double-strand break; nucleus. Lineage: Eukaryota; Metazoa; Arthropoda; Insecta; Coleoptera; Silphidae. The record is from RefSeq and is a predicted model, not a curated record. Gene Ontology annotation, biological process: double-strand break repair. The transcript is spliced from 5 exons. Gene Ontology annotation, molecular function: 3'-5' exonuclease activity; protein binding; DNA-(apurinic or apyrimidinic site) endonuclease activity. Bases 54 to 1280 code for a protein of 408 amino acids.
AUGUUUAGAAUUUGAAAUUAUUUUACUUGUUCUAUCCAAUGUGAUCACCAAUAAUGCUGGUAAAAGUUUUCUUAUUGGAUGAAGGUACAUCAGGAACACCUUUAUGUACUUUUCGACGUGGUACGCAUGUUUUAGGAAGAGGUGCUUUGCUAAAGUGUCCUGACAAGAGAGUUUCAAGGAAUCACAUUGAACUAGAAAUUACCAGUGAUAAUGUCACUAUCACAUCAAAACAUCCAAUUAACCCAUGUUUUUAUUGCUCUGUGGUUGGACGUACCAUGACUAUUUUAAAAUUUGAUUCACCUGAGAAUUUGCAAUCUGGUGAUACAUUUGGAUUCUUCCCUGAUCAGUAUUGGUUUAAAGUAGAAUUAUGCACUGAUUCUUUAGAAGAUUCUGAUGAUAAACAAAUUGAGUCUGAUAAGACAACUGCAAAUUCUACUUGCGAGGAGCCUGAAGUAAAGGUGGAAGAAUCAACAGGUGAAAUUAAAAAUAAUACUUCUGAAGAGUCUGCUAUUAAAGUAGUUCCUUCCACAUCAAGAAUCAAAGAUGAAGAGCAAGAUAUUUCUACAGCCAAUAAAACAGAUCAAAAUUGUGUUACACAGAAGAAUGUAUUCAAUAUUAAUGAAGCUGAAACUGAUAAGGAGUCAGAUGGAGAGAGUACACAUAAUGAGGAAAUUAAUAAUGUUGCACAAUGUUCAAGUGUCAUUACAGAAAUUAAAAGAGAAAUUGCUAGUGAUGAUGAUAAUGAAGCUCAAAGUAAUAAUCAAUUAAUGGUGAAAGUGAAAACAGAAUAUUCAAGCAGUGAUGAUGACACAAAGGAAAACAUUUGCAAUUCUAAUAAAACGCAAAAACGAGACAGAUGCUGGUAUCCUAAUUGUUAUAGGAAGAAUCCAGAUCACAAGAAGAAAUUCAGCCAUCCAGGAGAUAGCGACUAUGAUACUGAUCCACUCGAUAGUCGUCCGUCGUGCAGUUACGGUUUAAACUGCUAUAGACGUAAUGCUAUGCACAGACAAGAUUUUAAACAUCCGAAAGGUGCUCAUGCCAAUAAAAUGGUUAGGCCACCAAAAAGACCGCUUCAAAACGUUGACGAAUCGUCGGAUGAGGAUGACGAUGGAAUUAAUGCUAGUAAUAUUACAACUACGAAAAGACCACGAACCAAAGUUGCACGUAAAGAUGAAUCUUCUGAAGACGAUUAUGACGUUGAUGAUCCAUUUAUUGAUAAUGGUUCUGAGGAUGAGUACAGUGAAGACCCAUCCGACCCAUCCAGCAGUGAUAAUGAGUAAAUCACAAUUUUAUGAUUACCAAUUUUGUUAAAAUUUAAUUAUUUUUAUACCUGA